Molecule: messenger RNA, 453 nt
Organism: Solanum tuberosum (potato)
Lineage: Eukaryota; Viridiplantae; Streptophyta; Magnoliopsida; Solanales; Solanaceae
Exons: 2
Coding region: 1-453 (150 amino acids)
Source: RefSeq, a predicted model, not a curated record
AUGGGAGAUUUCAGAGAGGAGUUUGCUAGGUUGUAUGAUUAUGCUGAGCAAUUAAAGACCACAAAUCCUGGAACUACUGUAUCUAUUAGGACAUCCAAGAACACAAUUCCAGGAAAAGAGGUGUUUAUGAGCAUCUAUAUUUGUCUUGGUUCCUUAAAAAUUGGAUGGAAAGAAGGGUGUAGAAGGAUUAUUGGUUUAGAUGGUGCAUUUCUUAAAAGUGUAUGUAAAGGUGAAUUGUUAUCUUGCAUUUCCAAAGAUGGAAAUAAUCAGAUGUACCCUAUAGCAUGGGCAGUAGUUGAUAAAGAAACCAAGGACACAUGGUCUUGGUUUCUCAAGUGCAUCAAACAUGAUUUGGAGCUUACAGAAGGUGAAGGACUAACAGUGAUGUCUGAUAUGCAAAAGGGUCUUCAUCUUGCACUUAUUGAUGUAUUGCCAAAUGCUGAAAUUAGAUAG